This is a messenger RNA of Neurospora crassa OR74A, 1261 nucleotides long. RefSeq names its product UDP-glucose 4-epimerase Gal10. Gene Ontology annotation, molecular function: DNA-directed RNA polymerase activity. The transcript has 2 exons. Gene Ontology annotation, cellular component: RNA polymerase I complex; RNA polymerase III complex; RNA polymerase II, core complex. The record is from RefSeq and is a predicted model, not a curated record. Gene Ontology annotation, biological process: DNA-templated transcription. Lineage: Eukaryota; Fungi; Ascomycota; Sordariomycetes; Sordariales; Sordariaceae. Bases 162 to 620 code for a protein of 152 amino acids.
AAAAGUUUCCCCAAACACCAUCAUUACUACCGCUCGCGACAAUUCGUUUUACCCACCUAUCGACACGCGUUUGAUACUCGACCAAAAUCUGACACUAGUAUCCUUCCGAGCAAUCAAUAUCCAACAUCGACUGUUUCAUCGAUUCCACACCAGCAUUCACAAUGUCCGCCCUCACGUCCGACGCCCAACUCUUCGAGGACGAGUUCAAGGUCGAGAGAAUCAGCGAUCCCAAGUACGACCGCGUCGACCGUCUGUACUGCACCUCCGUCGAUGGCCAGACCAGCAUGCAGCUCGAUGUCAACAAGGAGCUCUUCCCUGUCAAGGUCGGCGAGUACCUUAGAAUUGCAUUGGCUACUUCCUUGUCCCUCGACGGUAGCAAGGACGACGAGAGGGGUUGGCGCGAUGCUGCCAAGCUCGGUAGCGUUGAGCAGACCCUGGCCGACAGCUAUGAGUAUGUCUGCCAUGGCAAGGUCUACAAGUUUGAGGAUGGAAAGGAUGGCCAGACCAUCAAGGCGUAUAUGUCCUACGGUGGUCUUCUGAUGGCCCUCGAUGGUCCCUACAAGAAGCUCACGCCCCUGCGUGUCGACUACGUCUACCUCCUCGCCAACAGGAACGCUUGAGAGCUGAAAUUUCCGGAGAAUAAAAAAUUGAAAAAAAGCAAAUGUUUCCAGCGGCUAAAUAGCAUCAGACCGAUCAAGAGUCUAGGGCGCGAGCAACAUUCAUUGGAUCUUUGGAGGGCGAACGGGCGUUUAAGGUUAUGCGUGGACCAGAAAAGGCAUAUCCUAGGGAAAAGGGGUCUGGGGAAAGUAAUGAAUCAACGAUACCCGGAAAGCAAGUACCUGUAUUUAUGCCGCUACCGAGCCAAGGGCUGUCCAUCUGCCUUUGGAAGAGCUAGUGCCCUGCGGAAGGUGCUCGAUGGAUUCAGGCCUGAUGAGGACCGGGAAAGGCGAUGUGUCGAUGAGCCCGGUCACGAAAUGCGUCGUAAUGCGGCUCGUUUUCAGGCGUGUAAAUGCCGUGCCGAACGAAGAAAUCGAGCAUGACGACGGCACAGUUCGGCUUCCACAUUCCCUGGGCGAGCUGUUUCUGGAUCUCCUCCACUGUGCACAAGCUGAAGCUCUCGACCUCGCCGUCUUUUGGCUCGGGGACGACACUUCCAUCCGCAGGUAGCUCUAGAUCAUAAAUCCAUUGGCAUUCCGGGUAGAUCAACCCCGCCUCGCCUCCCGCGCGCUCGUCCGUGAUGUAGAUAUAAGUGAUGGUGCAG